AUGAACCUGAACAAGCGCCGGCUGAUAUUCUGCACGUUUAUUUACUCGUGCGCCGCCAUCGGUCUCAUUGGCGCUGGCCUGGGCUCCAAACGAUGGGUCGUGGCGUCGGCUCGGCGCACUUCCAACACUACAGAGUCUGUGGGCCAAGUCAACCUAGGGCUGUUUUACGGCGAUAAGUACUUAAAUAUCGGCUAUGGACUACGGACGUACAGCGUCGAUGUGAUCGAAAUGAUGAAAAUGGAUCCGGAUAUUAUGGUGUACAGCCUAUGGGCAUUGACUGUUAUUGGGGUAUUAGCCGGACUCAUAAUGGCCGUGGCUGCAGCAGUAUUCGCAGUCAUAAAUUCAGCCAUUACUCCUAUAUCUGCUCUAGCUGGCAUACCGGGUCUUUACUUUUGGAACAUCAGUGCAAUGUUUUUCCAACUGUUGGCCGGCAGUUUAUGGGUGGGUCAAUAUUACCAGAGACUGCAGUACAAUGUGAUGAAUAAAGACGAUCGACGCAAUAAAUGGACGUCAGAAGGAAACGCUUCACUAGGAUUCUCAUUCUGGUUCAUCAUUCUUGCAUCCAUUUUACACAUGUUGAAUAUCUUCAUCGUGUUCUGGGCAACCAGUAAUCGCUCGAGAAAGUCACCAUCGCCAAUCAUUGAAGAAAAAACUAACGGAGCAAUCAUGCUGUAUUAA
Macrosiphum euphorbiae (potato aphid) is the source of this 678-nucleotide messenger RNA. The record is from the annotation of a GenBank genome assembly. NCBI's taxonomy places the organism in Eukaryota, Metazoa, Arthropoda, Insecta, Hemiptera, Aphididae.